Molecule: messenger RNA, 4480 nt
Organism: Entelurus aequoreus (snake pipefish)
Lineage: Eukaryota; Metazoa; Chordata; Actinopteri; Syngnathiformes; Syngnathidae
Product: ephrin-B1-like
Exons: 5
Coding region: 596-1690 (364 amino acids)
Biological process (GO): ephrin receptor signaling pathway; axon guidance
Cellular component (GO): plasma membrane
Molecular function (GO): ephrin receptor binding
Source: RefSeq, a predicted model, not a curated record
GUAGUGAGAGCUUUGUGGACGCGACCAAAGAAACUCACCGGCAUGGACGCAAGCGGCCGGAUUGUGAGGCACUGAAUGAGCUCACCUCACCUUGGAACAUUGCUUUGUCUUCCUACCAAAACGUAGAAACUAGUCCUUUUUACCCUUUUUUUUAACAGCUUAAUUUUAAAGCACUGACCACGCAGCGUGUCCGAGUUGGAGCACCUAUCCCCCGGCGGGAGCGCACGCCGAGCAGUCCCUGGAUCCCGGAGGGAUUUUUACCACAAAAACUCACUUCCGCAUUCUUUAAAAAAAAAAAAGCAUCUUAGUGGAAAGAAAGAGAUGAUUUGGACAUUUUGGAGCCUCACUUGGACUUGAUGGAUGAAUGUGGAUGCAGCGACAGGUACCAGCAGAAGCACCUGGUUGUGUGCCUCGUCAUCCCGUAAACGUUCCAAAUCAUUAUAGUUAGAUUUUCUUGAUUGUGCGUCAGCCGCAGGUCAUCCAAGGCACUUGUCAGCCUCACCCCAUCAAACACCGAGGGUUCAACCAAGGACAUACCGGGCCUGGACUCGAGCUGAAGUUGUCCACAAGGACAUGUACGUGGUACCGAGCUCACAUGCUCCCGACUGACCGACGCUCAAUUGUCUCACCGGCCCGAAGCGCACGUAAAAGUCUGCCCCUAACCUCCUCGGUUCCCACUUGUGUGUGCACAUUCAGCAGCAUGGCGGGACUCGCUUGUUGGAAGUAUUACCUCUGGAUCUUUAUCUUCAUGUGUAGAACGGUGCUACUUUCGGCCAAAUCCCUGGAGACCAUCAUUUGGGGCUCGCAAAAUCCCAAGUUUCUGGCUGGCAAAGGCCUGAUUAUCUACCCAGACAUUGGGGACAAGCUGGAUAUCAUCUGUCCCAGAGCAGAUCAAGGCCAAGAGUACGAGUACUACAAACUAUACUUGGUCAAGAGGGAGCAGGCGGAGACUUGCAGCACGGUCCUUGAUCCAAAUGUCCUGGUCAAUUGCAACAAACCGGAGAAAGACAUCAAAUUUACCAUCAAAUUCCAGGAAUUCAGCCCCAACUAUAUGGGCCUUGAAUUCAAGAGGAACGUCAACUACUACAUCACCUCAACCUCCAAUGGCACAGUGGAGGGCCUGGAGAACCGCGAGGGAGGCGUGUGCAAGAGCCGAGCCAUGAAAGUCAUCAUGAAAGUCGGGCAAGACCCAAAUGCGGCAGUGCCAGACGAUCCAGAAGAUAACGCCAUACCUGAGUCCAGUGCUAAGCCGCCAGACCAGGAUCGAGUGGGACCUGAGAUGCCUGGAAACCCUGACACCAUGAACCAGGACCAGUCCGGUUCUUCCGGCAACUCGGACGGCUUCCUGGGCUCCAGGGUGGCCGUGUUCUCCGCCAUCGGCGCCGGUUGCAUCAUCUUCCUGGUGCUCAUCCUCCUCCUGGUCAUCUUGCUCAUCAAGAUGCGUAAGCGGGCCAGGAAAAACAGCCACUCGCAGCCCCGUCCCUCCGCGCUGUCACUCAGCACGUUGUCCAACCCCAAGCUGCCCGGGGGCACUGCUGGCACGGAGCCCAGUGACAUCAUCAUUCCGCUGCGGACAGAGAACAACUACUGCCCUCACUAUGAGAAGGUGAGCGGCGACUAUGGCCACCCGGUCUACAUCGUCCAGGAGAUGCCGCCGCAGAGCCCCGCCAACAUCUACUACAAAGUCUGAGCCUGGUUUAUGUUCCUGGAAAGAACUCUUUGCUUUGCUUUUGGGGACUUGAUUCUUCCUUCAAGCCCAUUAUUUGUUUCCGUUUUUUUUUCUUCCUUUUCUACCACCUGCCGCACAAAUCUGGAGAGACGCACCAGAAAGCAGAGACCAGACUGACGAGAGAAGUUCAUUAUGUGCGUUCGGGGUGCUUGGAAAUCCCCGCCCUUUCUUCCUCCUUUCAGUACUGUCUCCCUGCUGUGGGGUCAAAGGUCAGGCUGGCUGGCACAAACCAAAAAGACGGGACUUCCUGGUUUGUGUGUCCACUUUAAUGGAGCGGAUAUAACCCUAACCGGCUCCCCUGACGCGACAACACUCAAACCAUGCACACUAGCCAGGAACAAGGCCGUUUGUGCUGCACGUGUGUGUGUGUGUGCGUGUGUGUGUGCACCUGUGUGUCAGCAGGGUGUCAGCUCCACUCUCCAGAUAGCUCAGGUAUCAGACACGGUGUGGGACCUGUUGUGUUCCUCUCCCUUUGCCUUACUUUUUGAUGGAGGACUUCUUCCUCAGCCCUGAUUCAGUUCACAAAGCAGUCGUAUUUUGUUAGACUUUUCCUACAAGUGCACAAUGUAUAGUUCUAUAGAUAAUCAUUAUUAUUAUUAUUAUUGGUAUUAUUACUACUCAUCCCACCCGCUCAUCUCAUCCAUUACAGUAGAAACCUGGACUGUUGCUCUCAAAGUCUCUCCAUAACUGUGCUGUUUAUGACCUACUUGUGUGUAUUUUAGGGUUUGUCAUGUGUGUGUGUGAAUGUGUGUGCGCCUGGGCGUGUCUAGACCUCGCACCUAGGAGGACUUACUUGCCAGAACAGUGAGUUACUGUAUUGGAAGCAAAAAACAAGACAAACCGACAAGACAAAAAUCCCUCCGGCGUCGUCGGGUUUCUCUUUGAAGACGUCGUCGUUUGUGCGGACACGUUGAAAUGCGUCAGGAGUCGAAUACGAGUAUGAGGACCGCAUAGUUGUCCUAUAUUGCAUGGCGAGCCGCAGAUGGGCUACAGUAUUGUUUGAUGCCAAUUGGCUGCCAUCUGCGGAUGAGUCAGCGGAGUUCACACUAAUAUGUGCCAUCUUCAUGCCCACAUGCACCAGCCGGGAGAGUAGAGCGUGUUCCUGCGAGUUGUGAGGAAGAUGGUUGCGCUUUAGGUAGUUUCAUUUAGCGUCGGGGUGUGAAUUGAAGGGGGGAAAAAAAAACGAUACAAUUCCACAGUCAAGGUGUUGAGGCUGCAGCUCACUUAUCAGCAGCACCGGGAGCUCGAAUGUGUGCACUGCAGAAGGCGUUGGGGCUAGGGACUAAUUGCUUGUAUUUCUGUGUGUGUGAGUGUGUGUGUGUGUGUGUGUGUGUGUGCGUGCGGGCGUGCGUGCGUGUGUGUGUGUGUGUGGUUGUGCAGACCUGUUUUGGGACAGGAAAUUGGUGCUGCCAAAGUAAGGCGCAGUCUCACCUAAUGAUGCGUGAGAGAAGAGGACCGCCAUUCCCCAACAUGCACGCUGACGUGCACACACACACACACACACACACACACACACACACACACACACACACACACACACACACACACACACACACACACACACACACACACACACACACACACACACACACACACACACACAGACACACGCGCACACGCCCGGACACAUGACGACUGACAGGCUUAGGUUGACGUGCGGGUCAGACCGCCGCUCGGGGUUCGUAAGGCGGCCAUCAUCCAGCGUGGAUGUUAGCCGCCGAGACGCUGGAGUGUGGCUAACAACCUAAACAGCUGCUUUCUGUGCUCCUGUGUUUUAAGUCAGCACGCGUUCCUCCGCCAAACACAUCAAAUAUUUUGCCUGGGGAUCAGCGUGCCCUCGGCGUCAUGCAGCCGAGGGAGUCGUUUACCGCAUUACCACAAAACCAUUUCUCAUUUUUCCGCCAUUCUUCUCACCACUGUCAUGCUAUUCAGAUUUUGGGGGAGAAAGCAUGGAAGGGAGAUGUAAAUAUUAUGCAUAGAGCCCCGUUUAAGAUGUAAUUUCACCCCAGACACUGCUUAUAAGUACACAAAUACAAUUAGAGUUUUGUAAUGGAGGAUAUUUGUAAAUAGCAGUCUUUUUAAAGUGUGUUUUGUAUGAAUCCCUUCCCGUCUCGGUUUGCAAUACCUUUCUAUUUCCGUUUCUUUUCGAGGCAAACACAGCUGUCCAGUAUUGUCUUUCCUACCACAAGUGUUGCGGUUUGGACGCACUUGUAGUGGUCUUUGAGAAGGAGACUCCAUCCUCCGGUGUUGGGAACACAACUUAAUGAAGACUGUUUGAACACAACACUACUAUGAGCUACCUACACGUGCACCUCCACUAGCAAUCGUAACACACAAGUCCCUGAUCCAUGAGUUUCUUGUCGGUUUUAACAAGCGCGCACACACACACACACACACACACACACACACACACACACACACACACACACACACACACACACACACACACACACACACACACACACACACACAGGCGCAAAGAAACGGCAACAAGAAAAGGAGCCAUGUAUGACCCAAUAAAUCAUCCGCUUAAGUCUCCGUGGUCAGAGGUCGACAACCUUUACUGUUUUAUUUUUGGGGAUGUACUCAUGGUUAGCUUACUGCAGAUGUCUCAGUUACCAAACUCACACACACACACACACACACACACACACACACACACACACACACACACACACACACACACACACACACACACACACACACACACACACACACACACACACACACACACACACACACACACACACA